This is a messenger RNA of Symbiodinium natans, 2142 nucleotides long. The record is from the annotation of a GenBank genome assembly. Lineage: Eukaryota; Dinophyceae; Suessiales; Symbiodiniaceae.
AUGCCACUUGUGCCGUGCCCCUUAAUUGUGCCUGGGCCUCCACAGCAGCCACACCCAAAUCCUCCGAACCCAAUCAGCUUCCAUGGAUCCUGCAACGUCUCUCCCAGGGGAGCCAGGGGGCCUUCGCCUACUCGCCGAGCUUGGUCGCCUCCACCGCAAAUAAUGCCAAGGGUCCUUUCACCGGCAGCCCAGAGGGAGGCACCGACUAACCUGUACAGUCCCCGCACGCUUGUGCCACAGGCAACUCACCAUGCACACCUCCAACAUUCCCCAAGGCAACAUCAGCGCUCUCCAGUGCAGUUUCAGCCGCACGCCCUGGCCCAAAGCCACAUGCAGGCUCGCAGUCCCCCCAGGCCCAUGCAGCCCAUGCAGGCUCAGAACCAUCAGAGCCCCCCUCCCACACCCAUCACCCACAGUCAACCAAGGCAGAUCCACCCAAUUGUGCAUGCUCCGCCACCAGCGCAGGCCCAUGCCAAGACCAUGCCUGCAGCUCCUGGCAGCCAUCCACCCGCCAGUUGGGUGCCAGCCUCCCCGCGUGUCCCAGAACCAUUCCAAAGACCUGCGUCUCCGCACCUAAUCAACACUCAGCACUUGCCCGUGGAGUACAUCGCCUCGCCAGAACAGAUGUACCGCAUGCUCGCUUCGCAGGGCAGAGCCAUGGCGCCACCUGGGGUCCUGCAGCUGUCUGCGCGUUCUAGCCCAGAGCUUACGCCGCGCAAGCUGGCGACCUCAGACAAGCUCAGCCCGAGUCCAGCUCAGGAGGAGCCCGUAGACUCUUUGGCAAAGCAGCUGCGUGCCCUUCAGGCAGCGAAGGUCGAUGCUGCCGCCAAGCAGGCAGAGAGCGACCAGUUGAUAGCACAACGUCAGGACUGGUUGAGAAAGGAGACUUUCUCUGCGUUGUCCGCUCACAACCUCGGAGAUCUUCUGAGGCGAUGGGGCGCACCAGAGCAACCUCCCGACUGGGAGUCGCCCCGAUCACGCCAUGAGACCCUGGCCGAAAGCCCUGUGCCAGUGGUGGAGGAAUCGCCACACGAAGCACAGGAGGCCGUAGAUGAAAGCCAGGAACAGGUGCCGGAGGAGCCGCCAGCAGUGGAGCCGGAGAUACCGCAGCCACCCAGCGAACCUGCACCGCCGCCAGCUCAUGAAAGGGCCAAGCAAGCAUCCAAGGCUUCCGUUUCAAGUACCUCGCGCACAUCGGAUCCAGAAGUGCCCAAGGAGCCAUCCCAGAGCUUGACCCAGAGCUCUCGAGGCCCGCGGCCGUCGUCGCUGUCCUUAUCAGCGGAGGAAGCCCGGCGCUGCACGGCCGAACUUGCAGCCUUGGCGAGAAACGUUUCAGCGAAGGAGCUGCGCGAGCUGCGCAUGCUCAAGCGGCCCCCUCAGGCCGUGAUGAAACUGCUGGAGGCCCUGAGUAUUAUCUUGGGUGAGAAGGACCUGCGGCCAGCGAACUUCCGGAAGCUCCUCUCCGACUCCUUGCCCCAGCGCUUGGGUGCUGUGGACGUCGCUUCCCUGGGCGCCGCGCGGGCUGCCAAGCUUCGGUCGCUGCUCAGCCCUCCAGAUGCGAGCGCAGAAGCUGUGUCCAGGAUUUGUCGACCAUGCACUUCCCUGGCUGAGUGGUGUAGCUGCUUGUAUUCCUUCCUGUCUCGAGCACAAGAUCACACAGAGCUGGAAAAUAAGGAGAAGCAGACCGGUGAGCCUGAGAAGUCACAACCAGACACCGCGUCACGCCCUGCCGUGGAUCACUCUAAGCUAAUUGUGGAGCCAGACCUGUCGCAGAUGACAAGCGACGAACUGUCAGAAGUGCGUGACUUGACCGUGACGAAACCGGACAUCGGCACCGUUGUCUUCCAUGGCCUCACGGAUUGUCGAGACCUGGACAUUGCUCAGACGGUGGUGCUCAAAAGGGGCUAUGUGCUGGUCUACCCAGAUCCGGCCAAAAAGCCCCCACCCGGCGAGGGCUUGAACAAGCAUGCUACCGUGACGAUGUACCAGUGUUUUCCUCCAGGUGGCCAUGUGAAGGAUGAGCAAGCACUUGCAGACUACAAGGUGAAAAUCAAGAAGAUGACCGAAGAGAAAAGCGCUUGCACAUUCAUCGACUACGACUGCUUGACGGGUGUCUGGACAUUCGAAGUUGAAAGGUUCUGA